Messenger RNA from Closterium sp. Naga37s-1, 1509 nucleotides. The record is from the annotation of a GenBank genome assembly. Lineage: Eukaryota; Viridiplantae; Streptophyta; Zygnematophyceae; Desmidiales; Closteriaceae.
AUGCAGUUCACGCGACGGUUCCAGGUCGGCGCGGAGUUGGGCAAAGGCGGUUUCGGGCUGGUGAACAAGUGCAGCGAUCUUACCGGCGAGAUGGGUUCGCAGCCGCUCGCGGUGAAAACCAUCGAUAAAGUCGCGAUGUACGAGGAGUGCGAGAACGCGGGGCAGCUGAUGGAGAGGCACCGCGCGUUGGAGCGGGAGGUGAAGAUUCUAGGGCUACUGCGCGACCACCCGAAUAUCGUGCAGGUGAGGUGGGACGGGCCGGGGAGCGGGGGAGGGUUGAGCUGGGAAGAGGCGGGAACGGGGGAAUUGGAGGAGGUGGAGAGCGAAAAGUGGAAAGGGUGGGGGGGAGUGAAGAAAGUUUACAACACUAAAGACAGGUUCCGCGUGGUAAUGGAGCUCUGCGACGGCGGCACUCUAAAGGAUCACCUUGUAAAGCAGAUGGAGGCCGGCACCGCAGCCAGGAAAAAAAUCAAGCUCGGAUAUUCAGGCGGGUUGCCCGAAAAGGAAGCGGUCGACGUGUUUCGGCAGCUAGUGGAAGCAGUGCAGUACUGUCACGCCAAGAGCGUGGUGCACCGGGAUAUAAAGCUUGAGAAUGUGCUGCUGGCGCUGAACCAGAGGUUCUGCCUGGACUGCGACUUGCAGGAUAUAGAGGAGAAGGAUGAGGUGCCUCGACUCUUCACAAUCGAUUCAGUUGGAGAUGCUGAGAAGAUGGCUGCAGGAGAGAGCUCAAGGGUGGGAGACGAGAGCGGAAGGACCGAGGGCGGGGCGUCAGAAGCAGGGAAGGAGAUGCCGGCAGCAGCAGCAGUAGAAUCUCUUCCUAGAAGCUCUACUGAGGAGGAGAUCGCAAGGCCCAGGCAGAGCAAGUGCACUUGCGGCAAGGUGAAAGUUGCUGGUCCUCCACCCGAAGGGAUUCCUGUCACCAUGGACACCACGCCAUCGCAACCGUCGGAUUCGCAACCCAAACCCACCGACGACUCCUCCGCGUCCUCCGCAAAGCCCGCCGACACCGGCGCCGGCACCUCCGGAGGCAGCGAGGAGAACUUCACAUCGGAGAAAGAGAUCAUCGCGAGAUGGAACGAGCUACGCGCGGAUAUCCAACGGCUUUAUUCCCGCAUCGCGGAGCACGAGCAGGAAUUGGCAGAGCACCGGCUAGUUUCCGCCGCGAUCGAGGGGAUGGACCCCUCCCGCCGCUGCUUCCGCGCGGUCGGCGGAGUUUUGGUCGAGCGGCGCAUCGGGGAGGUGGUUCCCGCGGUCGCGCGUAACGCGGCGGCGCUCGACGCGGUGGUUACGCGACUCGCGGAGACGCUCGCGAAGAAACGGCAGGAUCUGGCGGCGCUGGAAGCGAGGUUCAAUAUCCGCGUGCGGCCGGUCGAUGAGCUAUCGCGGGGGAGGGCCGGCGCGGAGGGGGGCGCGGGGGGAAGCGCGGGAGGCGGAGCGGGGGGAGCGGAGUCUAGCAAAGCUGCGGGAUCGUCGCAAGGAGUGCUGGUGGGGACGAGCGCUGCUCGCUAA